Polypterus senegalus (gray bichir) is the source of this 4542-nucleotide messenger RNA. Its product is annotated as zinc finger protein OZF-like. NCBI's taxonomy places the organism in Eukaryota, Metazoa, Chordata, Cladistia, Polypteriformes, Polypteridae. The coding region runs from base 1397 to 3058 and encodes 553 amino acids. The transcript is spliced from 3 exons. The record is from RefSeq and is a predicted model, not a curated record.
CAGAGAGUGAGAGAAGGAAACAAAAUGGGUGUAAAACUACAUGACUAAUCUGUGUGUUAUAUUUAAUAUACUUAUCUAUAGUUAAUUGUGCAGUUAUGUUGAUGGAAAAGUGAAUAUUUAUAUAUCUGUAUAAGGGCAGCCUUGAAACUGAGACUGAGGUUGGCGCUCUGAGUUUUCUCUGUGUGGAUUUUGCAUGUUCGCCCUUUGUUAAUGUUGGUUUCCUCCAAAUGUCUAAAGAUAUACAGGACACCUGAAUUGCUAUUGUUAAAGUGGGUUGUGUGUGUGUGUGUGUGUUUGUGUGUGUGUGUUCAUCCUGGGAUAAACUGUGCGGGUGUUGUUCCUGCUUUGUGCUGGAGGACAGCUGGAAUUGGCUCCAGUACAGUAUCUAUGUAUUGUUACAUUAUACCAGCCCAGCAUUUCUGUUAACCCGUUAAAUUCUGUAUGUGUAUAUUAUUUAUGUUAUUACUCAAACUGUUUCUGCUUUGGCAAAAUGUGCGGAUACUUGACACGGGAGGGGGUGUGUGGUAUUUGGGGUGGGAGUGAAGCCCCCUGCCCGGAGAGCAGCGCCGAUUCGAGUCGCUCAGCUGUUUAAAUCCGUCAGGCUGAUUUGUGAUCACCGGCGAUCACGUGGAGGGAGAACAUCGGCUGGGCCACACGGACAUUGUGGUCAAUCUAGUGGAAGACACGGACUGAGAAACACGGGACAGGUACGUACUUGCGGCACAUACGAGAAAAAGAAGAGAGGACUGGCCAGUCAGUCUUCAGAGACUCCCAUCGGAGUACACGCUCUGCUCUUCACAUCCCCAUUUAUGAUUUUUUUAAUGUCCGCACACUUUGCGCUGCUUUGUAUUCCGCGAUUGUCCGCCUGUAUAUCUGCUGCUUGGCGCGGUUGCGGCUUUCUUAAUAAAAAAUGGAAGUUCGCUGCAGCUCGGGGUUUCUUUUCUUUCUCGUUAAUCCAUAGCCUUGGAGCUUUGCCGUUUUUAUUCGCCGGCUGUGCGCGGCCCUCAGACUGGUCGCCUCCUCCCAUUCCCCACCCCCUGUCUCUCUCUCUCUCUCUUGCCCAGCUGACGGUGGUGCGUGCACUUGCCUGCAGGCCGCGUCACGAUAACUGAGGUUUUACUUGGAGCUCCGUCAGUUCACGUGAAAUGUCCAUUGGAAUUUGGAGACAAACAUCAGACGGCCGUUGAUCUAUUACUUGGUUCCUUCCCCUUCUGAAAGUCUCUCUCCGAGUUCCUCAAGAUCCCAUACAUCAGAAUUUUUCUGCCAAAAGCACCAGUUCUUAAGAUCUCUGUAAUGAGCUGUGAAGAACAAUUAAAUGAAUAAACUAUAAUUAAUUUUUUUGGUUGGACUUUCUUAUAGAGAUAAGAAAGGAAGCCACUGUUUCACAUUGUCCAAUAUGGAGAAGGCAUUUCAGAUUGUCCUUGGACCUCAACUUGUGAGAUACAAAAGUGAAGAGGGCAUCUCGGAAGACGUAUGCAAUGUAAAGGAGGAGACAGAUCCCACACUGCACUGGGGCCUCCUUAUGAUGAAUGGCAUAGACGUUGAUGAAGAGCACUGUAAAUGGAGGUCUGGACAUCUUGAACAGGAAAGUGUCUGCAUGAACAAGGAGAAGGAGGACAACGACUGCUAUAGUGGACCUCUAGACUUUACAGUAGACUCUGAACUCAUGUCUGACAUACAGAAAAACAAAAUUGUCAGCGUUAUAAAGGAAGAAGAUCUGAAGCAUGAGUCUGAGUGGCAGAGUUUUAAUCCAGAAGAAGAGGCUCCUGCCUCCAUACUGCAUCCUUCUGUCCAUGUGAAGCAGGAAUAUGACAUGAAAUGGAUUGCCAAAGCAUCGGCAGAAGCUUUACCAGACAAUGACAGCUUCAAUUUUUCCUCAUUAGCUCUUCAUUGCAGAGUUCAACAGACUGCAGAUGAUGAAAAUAUCAAACAAGUGACUUCUGGCUCAAAAAGUGUAACACCUGCCUCUGUGCAGGAUGAGUCUGUGUUGGUGAUGAAGCUAACACCUGUAGGUGCACUCAACAGUCAACCUCAGAAGCACAAUUCCGAUUCAGUCACAGUGCACCAAGAGCAGAGCAAAAAAUUUCAAAGGCAAUGUAAAUCUAGAGAUGGUAACCUGAGACAAACGCAACAAAGGCUUUAUCAGUGUUCUGAAUGUGGCAAACAAUUUACACAAAUUUACAAUCUCCAGAGCCAUACAAGAAUUCACACAGGAGAGAAGCCAUAUUGCUGUUCUGAAUGUGGCAAACAGUUUUCACGAAAAAACAUGCUCGAGAUCCACAAUAGAAUUCACACUGGAGAGAGGCCAUAUUGUUGUUCCGAAUGUGGUAAAAGCUUUCCUCGAAAGAAUGAUCUUCAGAAGCACAGUAGAACUCACACUGGAGAGAAGCCAUACUAUUGUUCUGAUUGUGGCAAACGAUUCACACAAAUCAGCUAUCUCCGCAUCCAUGCAAGAAUUCACACCGGAGAGAAGCCAUAUCACUGUUCUGAAUGCGGCAAACAGUUUUCACGAGCAGACGUACUUGAGAGCCACAAAAGAAUUCACACGGGAAAGAAGCCAUAUUGUUGCUCAGAAUGUGGAAAAGAAUUUACCACCAGUCAUUAUUUUCAGAUACACAAAAGAAUUCACACAGGAGAGAAGCCAUAUCAUUGUUCUGCAUGUGGCAAACAGUAUACCACAAAUAGCGCUCUUCAAACACAUUUGAGAAUUCAUACUGGAGAGAAGCCAUACUAUUGUUCUGAAUGCGGUAAACAAUUCACACAAAUGAGCAAUCUCCAAAUCCAUACAAGAAUUCACACAGGAGAGAAGCCAUAUCGCUGUUCUGAAUGUGGCAAAGAAUUUACCACCAGUAACUAUCUUCAAAUACACAAAAGAAUUCACACUGGAGAGAAGCCAUAUGGUUGUUCUGAAUGUGGCAAACGAUUUUCACAAAAGAGUGCUCUUCAAACCCACAAAAGGGUUCACACUGACAGACGCUCAGAAACUAAAAUGUUGCCAACAAAAAUGAAUGGGAAAGAUGUAAAGCAGAGCAUUCAGGGACAAUCCAAAAAUGUUUAAUAGAUUGUCAGGCAGGGUCACCGUGAAAAUAACUACUGUACACCACCAGGGAGAAAAAAACUGGAAACAUAAUGGAGAAACAUACAUGCAUAUCUCCAACAGCACAAUCACGAAACAGACUGGUCAGGACAAAUCCAGAAAACAAGUAAAUGAAAGGAAUGGAAUGGCCUGAGGUAAAUCCAAGGAGAUUAAAAGCACCCUUAAAUCUGCUGCCAACGGGAAGAUGACAACAGGCUCUGAUGCCAUAACAAACGUCUGGUUCAAAACAUCUGAUAGCCCUGCACCAGGAUACGGCCAAAUGUAAAAUCAUGUUAAUGCAGCACCCGCAGAUGACACCACAGUGCCUCACCACUGGAACAACACUCGUAAGCCUAAAAUCGGACCAAACUAACAAGCCCAAGAAAUUACUGCCCCAUGACCUGCUUCUCCGCAGUGUUUAAACUUUUCACAGCAAUCAAGUCACCUUGAAGAAAACAACAUAACGGCAACAGAACAAAAAGGAAACAAAAGAUCGUCAACUACAACAAAAACAAUGUAGCUAUUGUUAAACAAGGUGUUAAUGGAGAGCUACAAAAAGAGUUAAAACCUGAGUGUGGUGAUGUGGACAACAGGAAAGCCUUUGACGGUGUGAUGCAGUCAUGGAUACUCAAACGUCUGGAAAUGUAUAAAAUCCACCCUGCUGUCACACAUUUCAUAUCUGCCACCCUGCUCCAUUGGCAGAAAACCUGCAGCUACACCACAACAAAAGCACAAAUCACAAUCCCGGAUCAGCAAAUCAAGAGGAAUAUUCCAGGGAGACUCACGUUCACCACUCCAGUUCUGUUUAUUAAUAAAUCCACUAAGCAACCCCCUCAAUAAUAUCAGCAUCCUGAUUGAGCCAAACCCCCAGAUUGUCACAUAAUGUCUGUUUGUUAAUGAUUUGAAGCUUUUUGGCCAUAACAAAAGGCAACUCGAGGAACAGCUUCACCGGCUAAAGAAAUUCUCAGAAGACAUCCAAAUGACAUCCGAGACUGGAUAAGUAAACACCGAGGCAACUUUCAUUAAUGGAAAAAUCGGACAUAGCAAAAACAUCACGUGUGUCAUUACAGAUGUGAACCCAGAAGAAGCCUAUAAAUAUUUGGGGGUAAAUGAAGCUGUACAAAUUAACCAGAAAGAGUUACGACAGAAAAUCGAGCAAGAAUACAUCUGUCAAGAUGAUACUGAAAACUUCCCUUCGAUCACACAAUAAAGCACAGGCAAUAAACCAACUAGGCAGUCCCGUCCUCUCUUAUAACUUUAGUGUCAUAAACUAGCCACAGAAAAAUUUAUAUAAACUGGACAUAAACACACAAAGACUUCUGCAUGCACACCAGUUAAUACAAGAAUCAAUGCCCCCCACGACUAAACAUUACAGGAUCUGAAGAAGCCGUUGGGCUUAUGUAUUAUCGUGGUAUUUCCCUCUACUUGCUCUUUUACCUGUUUCAUCAAGGGUAAGUGUUCUCGUC